Messenger RNA from Phanerochaete carnosa HHB-10118-sp, 988 nucleotides. RefSeq lists its product as uncharacterized. Bases 153 to 749 code for a protein of 198 amino acids. The transcript has 5 exons. The record is from RefSeq and is a predicted model, not a curated record. NCBI's taxonomy places the organism in Eukaryota, Fungi, Basidiomycota, Agaricomycetes, Polyporales, Phanerochaetaceae.
AACUAUCACUGGACAUGCGAAUGGCCCAGGGUCAUUAAAAUUGACGCCCUUUAUGAUAUAUUAACCUGACCGUACCAGGGCCGGACGCUGGCUUGUCCGAUCCAUUUUCAACCUCAAAGUGCUGGCACUUACUUAGACCUCCUUUCCCUGACAUGGCUCCCAUCAUGCUUCAGCUCGCUACCUUGCAAGACCCCAGCUUGCUCUCCCUCACGGUCAACCCAAAGCUACUGCUGGUCGGAGGCAUACUCGAAGUAGCGCGUCGUGGGGUAACCAUGGUGUAUGAGUGCUUUACCGCGGAUGUCCAGGCGAUUUUCCGCGUGAUCGCGGAUCUCGUGAACGAGAUUGCAGUCAAAGUGAAGCAGUGCAUCAAGGCUCUCGUGCGAAUUAUCAGCGAUACCGAGCCGGACGCUGCGGGAAAGCGGAAGACGUACUGCGUUGUGACCCUCCAAAUUGGCGAGUCCAACGACCCUUACACUUUGCAGAUGAAGAACCACCAGCUCCUGAGCUCCUUGCGGAACUAUGAAUCAGACUUUCAUGACCUCAAGAACACAACUUUGCCGCAGAGAAUGCUCAAGUCACGCGAGCUCCAGCGGCAACUGGAGGUAUUCCGAGAGGAAUGCCUGGAGCUCAAUGCAGUUGCUACCAGAUCUUCUGCGCGCAUCUUGGAAGACACAAACUCCGUGAUUGCCAGUCGGAACAGACUGAAUACAAUUCAAGCCACUCCAGGCGAGCCUGUCGAGUUCUCAUAGGUCGCCAGCGGCAUCGGUCUCGGUCAAGUCAAUGACAAUGUAAUUCUCAUCUAAUGCUACAGAUGGAUGAGUGUCAUAUUUGGUACCUUAUACAUCUGCCCGAGUGCAAUGCUGUUGGAUGAAGGGUGUUCAUUGUCAGAACGCUGCGGAUUCCGGGACAUUUAAGCUGUUACUGUCGUUACUACUAGCUAUUACUUUCAGCUACAAUACACUCCUUUGAACUUAUGCAUUUUGUUUAC